This is a messenger RNA of Elgaria multicarinata webbii, 813 nucleotides long. It is a transcript of the gene GABRR3, whose product is annotated as gamma-aminobutyric acid type A receptor subunit rho3. The record is from RefSeq and is a predicted model, not a curated record. Gene Ontology annotation, cellular component: neuron projection; synapse; GABA-A receptor complex. The transcript is spliced from 8 exons. Bases 58 to 792 code for a protein of 244 amino acids. Gene Ontology annotation, biological process: chemical synaptic transmission; chloride transmembrane transport; regulation of membrane potential. Gene Ontology annotation, molecular function: extracellular ligand-gated monoatomic ion channel activity; neurotransmitter receptor activity; chloride channel activity. Lineage: Eukaryota; Metazoa; Chordata; Lepidosauria; Squamata; Anguidae.
AAAGUACGGCCUGUUAAAUCUGAACAACUUCUCCGCAUAGAGGAUCAUGAUUUUGCAAUGAGACCUGGCUUUGGAGGAUCACCAAUACCUGUGGGCAUUGAUGUGCAAGUAGAAAGUAUUGACAGCAUUUCAGAAGUUGACAUGGACUUCACAAUGACUUUAUACCUCAGACAUUACUGGAAAGAUGAGAGACUCUCAUUUCCUAGUACCAGAAACAGAAGCAUGACCUUUGAUGGAAGACUAAUAAAAAAGAUCUGGGUACCUGAUAUAUUUUUUGUUCACUCUAAAAGAUCUUUCAUCCAUGACACGACUAUGGAGAAUGUUAUGUUACGUGUCUACCCAGAUGGCAAUGUGCUCUUCAGCUUACGGAUAACAGUUUCUGCCAUGUGCUUCAUGGACUUCAGUAGGUUCCCACUUGACACUCAGAACUGCUCCCUAGAGUUGGAAAGCUAUGCCUACAAUGAAGAAGAUUUGAUGCUGUAUUGGAAGCAUGGCAACAAAUCACUGAGCACGGAUGAGCACAUUUCCCUUUCCCAGUUCUUCAUCGAAGAAUUCAGUGCUUCUAGUGGACUGGCGUUUUACAGCAGUACAGGUUGGUACAAUCGACUUUUCAUAAACUUUGCCCUGAGGAGGCAUAUUUUCUUUUUUGUUCUACAAUCCUAUUUCCCAUCUAUGCUGAUGGUGAUGCUGUCCUGGGUUUCAUUUUGGAUUGACCGAAGAGCUGUUCCUGCGAGAGUAUCACUUGGUAUAACUACUGUGCUGACAAUGUCAACCAUAAUCACAGGACUGUAAAUUAUCUCACCACAGUGGAAG